Messenger RNA from Trichomycterus rosablanca, 960 nucleotides. Its product is annotated as zinc finger protein 180-like. The transcript has a single exon. NCBI's taxonomy places the organism in Eukaryota, Metazoa, Chordata, Actinopteri, Siluriformes, Trichomycteridae. The record is from RefSeq and is a predicted model, not a curated record. The annotation marks the transcript as partial.
GGGAAGAGUUUUAAUCAACAUAGUGCUCUCAAACAGCACCAGCGCAUUCACACUGGAGUGAAACCGUAUCAGUGCUUACAUUGUGGGAGGAGUUUUAAUACACAGAGUUAUUUCAAAACCCACCAGCGCAUUCACACUGGAGUGAAACCAUAUCAGUGUUCACAGUGUGGACAGAGCUUUAGUUCCCGAUGGAGUCUAAAAAGACACCAGCGCAUUCACACUGGAGAGAAACCACAUCAGUGCUCACAGUGUGGGAAGAGUUUUAAUCAACAGAGUGUUCUCAAAAUACACCAGCGCAUUCACACUGGAGUGAAACUAUAUCAGUGCUCACAGUGUGGGAAGAGUUUUAGUCAACAGAGUUAUUUUAAAACCCACCAGCGCAUUCACACUGGAGAGAAUUUGUAUCAGUGCUCACAGUGUGGAAAGAGUUUUAGUCAACAGGGUAAUUUUAAAGAACACCAGCGCAUUCACAAUGGAGAGAAACCGUAUCGGUGCUUACAGUGUGGGAACAGUUUUAAUACACAGGGUAAUCUCACAAAACACCAGCGCACUCACACUGGAGAGAAACCGUAUGAGUGCUCACAGUGUAGGAAGAGUUUUAAUACACAGAGUGAUCUUAAAAUACACCAGCGCAUUCACACUGGAGAGAAACCGUAUCAGUGCUCACAAUGUGGGAAGAGUUUUACUCAACAAAGUAAUCUCAAAGAUCACCUGCGCAUUCACACUGGAGAGAAACCGUGUCAGUGCUCACAGUGUGGGAAGAGUUUUACUCAACAGAGCAAUCUCACAAAACACCAGCGCAUUCACACUGGAGAGAAACCGUGUCAGUGCUCACAGUGUGGGAAGAGUUUUACUCAACAAAGUCAUCUCACAAAACACCAACGUAUUCACACUGGAGAGAAACCGUGUCAGUGCUCACAGUGUGGAAAGAGUUUUAAUACACAGAGUGAACUAAACAAA